Metarhizium brunneum ARSEF 3297 is the source of this 996-nucleotide messenger RNA. It is a transcript of the gene CLM1, whose product is annotated as Longiborneol synthase CLM1. NCBI's taxonomy places the organism in Eukaryota, Fungi, Ascomycota, Sordariomycetes, Hypocreales, Clavicipitaceae. Gene Ontology annotation, molecular function: carbon-oxygen lyase activity, acting on phosphates. The record is from RefSeq and is a predicted model, not a curated record.
AUGGAGACGGACUCAUUUAAGCGCCAGUACGCAGACAUCCUGCGGCGCUAUCUUUGCGGAAUUUCAUACCAGAAACUGUCUUGCGAGUACGACCCGUCCAUAGAAGAGACCGUCGUGCAGCACUUUCGCACGCUCAACUUUCCCAAUGACUUCUUAAAGCGCAUGAUGCCCAUUAUCCACGCGAGCGCCUGGAUAGCGACAAGCACAUAUCCCUUCACACCGCGCCAUGUCCAGGAGGCGAUUGCGGUAUACACUUCGCUGGCAAUCGCCAUAGAAGACACGAGCAAAGAAAGCACACACGACCUCAAACGCUUCCAGCAGCGCUUAUUCAACAGGCAGCCGCAGCCUAACCUUCUCCUGCAGGCCAUGGUAGAUUGCCUCGUGUCCCUGCGCGGCAUCUACGGCCCCUUCAUCUGCGACAUGGUCGCCAAGUCGACCGCCGAGUACAUAAGCGUGUGCGCGUUCGAGGCAAAAUACGACGGGACGCUGCGUCCCACGCCGAGCUCGCCCGACUUUCCGUACUACCUGCGGCUCAAGACGGGCGUGGCAGAGGUGUACGCCUUCUUCGCCUUUCCCGAGGUGCUGUAUCCGGAGGAGGCGUUUCUGCACGAGUACAUUCUCGCGGUGCCGGAUAUUUCCCGGUACUUUAAUCUCGGCAACGACCUCUUGUCGUUUUACAAGGAGUCGAUUGUCGCGGACGAGCGGCUGAAUUACAUAUACAACUGCUCGCGCGUGAGUAAUAGUACGCCGCUCGAGUCGAUCUGGUCGACGCACUUGGCCCUGAUUACUUGCGUGGAGAAUAUUCGAAAGACGCUCUCUGCUAGCCCGCAGAUGCGGAGGAAUAUUGACCAGCUUAUUAAUGGCUACGUCAUGUACCACUUUGGUGCGUCGCGGUACAAGCUCUCGGAUCUGGGCAUUCAAGAGGUGGAUGAGCUAAGGGCAAAGAUUUGCUGUUCUACUACAGUGGAUAACGGAGUCGGUGCGUAUAAACAUUAA